CUGCCCGCCUUCCACUCUUAAUUCAAAUACAAUUCUCUAGAACUUUCUUUCUGCUCUGUCAAUGGCGGUCGAACUUGAGCGCAAGGCAGGUGUUGCUUUCAUCGAUGAGGACUACAAACUCGCCGUCGAUCUCUUCUCCAAGGCCCUUAAGAUCAGACCUAACAAUGCCGAACUCCUCGCCAGCAGAGCUCAGGCGAACAUCAUGCUCCAUGAUUAUCUUGAGGCUGUCGGCGAUGCAAUCAAGGCGAUUCAGUUGGAUCCUUCAAUGGCGAAGGCGUAUCUGCGGAAAGGCAUUGCUUGUUUUAAGCUUGAAGAAUAUCAAACUGCCAAGGUCGCCCUUGAAAAAGGUGUUCGAUUUGCACAAAAUGAUCCAAGGUUUGCCAAGUUGAUUAAAGAAUGUAACGAUUGUAUUGCCGUGGAAAAUGCUAGUAUAACUGUUGGACGUGGUGCAUCCACAGCAUUAGCAAAACCAAAAUACAGGCAUGAAUACUACCAGAAGCCUGAGGAAGUGGUUGUGACAAUAUUUGCAAAGGGUAUACCAGAAAAUAACGUGGUCGUUCACUUUGCUGUACAGACAUUAAGUGUUGCCAUUGAAGUUCCUGGUCUGACUCCAUAUUAUCUUCAUCUUCGAUUAUUUGGAAAGAUCAUACCUGAUAACAGCAGAUAUGCAGUAAUGUCCACCAAAGUGGAGAUCCGCCUUGCCAAAGCUGAGGCCCUGAACUGGCCAUCUCUUGAAAUUAGCGACAAAGAUCAGAGGCCUACCAAUCCAUCUUCAAAAGCAAAAGUGAUAGAUUGGGAUAAGUUGCAGGCCCAAAUUGAGGAGGAGGAAAAAGAAGAGGAGUUGAAAGAUGAUGCAACUAGAAAUGCAGACACUCAGAGGACUAUGAACAAAAAAACUUGAAUGUGAAGAAACCAUGUGAUCCGAUGAUGCUUGAGUCUCUUGGGAGUUGGAUGACACAACUCUAAUAGCAUUAACAUUGAAUAACUCAUUAUCUUGAAGCCAACAAAGAUGAAGGGGGAGGAGGGGAUCUUUUUUCUCCGCAAUCCAUUCAUCAUCCAAAUCAAUCUCCUCUACCAAAAUUGGAUCAACAUUUUGUUUCCUUUGCAAACUUCGCU
Vitis vinifera (wine grape) is the source of this 1116-nucleotide messenger RNA. RefSeq names its product protein SGT1 homolog. NCBI's taxonomy places the organism in Eukaryota, Viridiplantae, Streptophyta, Magnoliopsida, Vitales, Vitaceae. Gene Ontology annotation, cellular component: cytoplasm; nucleus. The transcript has 10 exons. Gene Ontology annotation, molecular function: protein-folding chaperone binding. The record is from RefSeq and is a predicted model, not a curated record. Gene Ontology annotation, biological process: protein stabilization; defense response to fungus. The coding region runs from base 62 to 901 and encodes 279 amino acids.